Acanthamoeba castellanii str. Neff is the source of this 765-nucleotide messenger RNA. RefSeq lists its product as uncharacterized. The transcript has 2 exons. Bases 1 to 765 code for a protein of 254 amino acids. The record is from RefSeq and is a predicted model, not a curated record. NCBI's taxonomy places the organism in Eukaryota, Discosea, Longamoebia, Acanthamoebidae.
AUGUCCGUGGGACAAGUCCACCACCUCUGCCGCGGCCGCGGCGGGCCAGCUCGGCGUGCUCAAGUGGGCACUGGCCAACGGGUGUCUCCUCGCCGAGCCCAUCUGCAACGAGACCGCAGCGGCCGGCCAACUGGCGGUGCUCCAGCACCGCACCUGCGCGCCAUCGGUUGCCCGUGGAGCAAGUGGACCUGCGCCAAGGCCGCCCAGGGUGGCCACCUCGAGCUUCUGCAGUGGGCGCGGGCCAACGGGUGUCCGUGGGACCAGAUGACGUGCGCGCUGGCGGCUGAGGGCGGUCACAUGGAAGUUCUGCAGUGGGCGCGCGACAACGGGUGCCAGUGGGACCGGGGCACCUGCCUGCGUGCGGCCGGCGGCGGCCAGCUAGAGGUGCUCCAGUGGGCGCGGGCCGGCGGUUGUGCGUGGGACGAAUGGGCGCCAGCGCUGGCGGCCGGCGGCGGCCACCUUGAGGUCCUACAGUGGCUCCACGCCAAUGGCUGCCCUUGGGACGCCAAAACCUGUGCAUCGGCGGCCGAGGGGGGCCACCUGGACAUACUUCAGUGGGCGCGGGCCAACGGGUGUCUGUGGGACGAGAAGACGUGCGCCAGUGCGGCCGAUCAGGGCCAGCUGGAGGUGCUCCGGCACCUGGAGGUGGUGAAGUGGGCUCGCGCCAACGGCUGUCCAUGGCGCGCCGACACCAUUCGGCUGACCAGGCGGCGCCAAAGGGUGCUGGCCUGGGCCGCUGAGAACGGGCUUGCUCUGGAUGCGUGA